CUCAUCGCUCGUGACUCUGACACCACUGAGACCAACGCUCCCUCUCCCGGACUGACAGGCCAAUCGCAGGACACCCCUCACUCUCUCAGUCGCUCUCUCUCUCUCUCUCUCUCUCUCUCUCUCUGAUUCUCUCUCUUGCAUUCAUUCCUUUGCUCUCCAUCUCUCUCUCUGUCUGUAGCUAAGUCUCUCUACCACACCUCGUCCAGUGCAGAGGAACAGAAAGCCCCCUGCCCAGCCCAGGGAUAGCCAGACCGCUGAGAGGAUGAAACUCUGACAAGCCGACAGACCGCAGGGAAACGAGCACAACUGCCCACAGAUAAUUGGUUGAAGGGAGAGUCCAGGAAGGUCAGCCAAGAAAGCAGCCGUAGGUGCCAGCGUGAAAUCUACAGCAACUACAAUUACUGCAACAGUGAGCGGCUGGAACAAGGUGAAUGACAGACGCUGCUUCACACAGAGUGAUGCUGAGACUGGCUUAGGCUUGCAGCACCACUGAAGACUUACACGGCACUAGACAAUGACUAUUAGCCCCAAGACCAGCGAACAGUGAUCUACUGACCUCUGAGACAGGUUGUAUCUGACAGAGAGAGGACCACCGCCACGCUCCAGCCCCGCUCCAACCCACUGGUUCGUUAGUAUCAACAGUGAGUGAAUCACCCAGCUUUGGCCCGUCCGGCGUUACCUGUACAUGGAGACCCCCAGCUGGGCAGGAAACACGUUGUGUAAAUCAGGAAGCAUUGCUGUCUUCGGGAACGUGGUGUACAGUGGGCUGCUCAACGAGCACCUCUGGCAUUUAGGAGUUCCCCUCUUCACGAGACUGGGUAACCAAGAGGCCACCAACCCCCCAGAAGCCAUGGCCCAGCCGUACACACCUGCCCAGUACCCGCCUCCCCCACAGAAUGGCAUCCCGGCCGAGUUUGCGGCACCCCACCCCCUCCCCACGCAGGACUACACCGGGCAGAACAGGGUGCCCGAGCAUGCCAUGACCCUCUACACCCCCACACAGACGCACAGUGAGCCGCCGGGCACCGACAACAACACGCCCGCCAUCACCGCCAACACGACUGUACCGACAGAUGACGUGACGCAAUCAGAGGUCUCCCUGCAGCUCCAGCUGCAGCUCUCGGACUCCUCGGAGAAGCAGCAGCCCAAGAGGUUACAUGUCUCCAACAUCCCCUUCCGCUUCCGUGACCCCGACCUGCGGCAAAUGUUUGGGCAAUUUGGAAAGAUUCUAGAUGUGGAGAUUAUCUUUAAUGAGCGAGGAUCCAAGGGCUUUGGGUUUGUAACUUUUGAAACGAGCACAGAUGCCGACCGUGCGCGGGAGAAACUAAACGGUACAAUCGUAGAGGGACGCAAAAUAGAGGUGAAUAAUGCAACUGCAAGAGUGAUGACAAACAAAAAAGUUGCCAACCCAUACACAAAUGGCUGGAAGCUGAACCCUGUGGUGGGAGCUGUCUAUGGUCCUGAACUGUAUGCUGUAACAGGUUUCCCUUACCCGGCCACAGGGGCUACGGUGGCCUAUAGGGGUGCCCACUUGCGAGGCCGGGGGCGGGCUGUGUACAACACCUUCCGCACAGCACCUCCACCACCACCUAUUCCAGCCUAUGGAGCAGUGGUGUACCAGGAUGGCUUCUAUGGAGCAGAAAUCUAUGGGGGCUACGCUGCGUACCGGUACGCCCAGCCCACCACCGCUGCUGCCUACAGUGACAGCUAUGGCAGAGUCUAUGCAACAGCAGACCCCUACCACCACACAAUCGGCCCUGCCGCCACAUACAGUGUGGGGACCAUGUAAAUAACAAAGGCAACGCUGUGCUCACUAUUGAUGGACAUCACAGAUGAAAACAACGAGAAGAGGAGAACUAGCUUUAAGAAAACAACAGGAGAAGAAGAGAAGGAGUCCCUCUACUGAGGCUGGUGAGGAAGGACGGGAGGCGUGCGUGUGGAGUGGUGCCGCGGCGGUGUCAAAACCAGCCACAAGCGCUACAGACGGAGUGAGCCAGUUUCCAGGGACCAGAAGAGAAAGACAGCGAGAGAAAAAAGAGAGAAAGCAUCCUGUUAUUAUAACACAUUUUAUUUUUCUAUACUUUUGUGAUUUACAGCUUGUGAUUUACAAGUAAAAAUGUGUAUAAAACAGUAUAUAUGUACAAAUAUGUUUUUAUGUUUUUGGUAAGGAAGACGAACAGUUGGCCCUCGAUGCUGAUUAUGUGGUGGAGAGGGAGAGUCCUGCUCUUCUCUCUCUGGCACACCACUCCUGUCACUGACAGACAAGAGGAGGUGAUAUAUAUAUAUAUAUAGUUACAGUGGCAGGCUAGGAGGGUUCAUCAUCCGGGCAAAAGCAUUGUAUUACAGGUCCACUUUCUGUGGGUUGGAGUCAAUGGUUAACUUCCAGCUGGAGGUCUCUAUGGUUACACUUUCUGUGUGCGGUCUUUUCGUGGUCUCACUGGUUCGCUUCCUUCCUUGCGCUGGUGCCACUGUUCCACUGUUCCACUUCCUGUUGCAGUUUCACUGGCCAGCUUCCUAUGGGUAGUCACUGCUGUGCUCUCCUUCCCUGUGGAUACUGUCGUCAUGACUCCACUUCCUCCUGGCAGCACUACUGGUCCACUCUCCAUGGGCAGUACUGUCACUGGUCUACUUCCCUGUGGAUACUGUCGUCAUGACUCCACUUUCUCCUGGCAGCACCACUGGUCCACUCUCCAUGGGCAGUACUGUCACUGGUCUACUUCCCUGUAGAUACUGUCGUCAUGACUCCACUUCCUCCUGGCAGCACCACUGGUCAACUCUCCAUGGGCAGUACUGUCACUGGUCUACUUCCCUGUGGAUACUGUUGUCAUGACUCCACUUCCUCCUGGCAGCACCACUGGUCCACUCUCCAUGGGCAGUACUGUCACUGGUCUACUUCCCUGUAGAUACUGUCGUCAUGACUCCACUUCCUCCUGGCAGCACCACUGGUCCACUCUCCAUGGGCAGUACUGUCACUGGUCUACUUCCCUGUGGAUACUGUCGUCAUGACUCCACUUCCUCCUGGCAGCACCACUGGUCCACUCUCCAUGGGCAGUACUGUCACUGGUCUACUUCCCUGUGGAUACUGUCGUCAUGACUCCACUUCCUCCUGGCAGCACCACUGGUCCACUCUCCAUGGGCAGUACUGUCACUGGUCUACUUCCCUGUGGAUACUGUCGUCAUGACUCCACUUCCUCCUGGCAGCACCACUGGUCCACUCUCCAUGGGCAGUACUGUCACUGGUCUACUUCCCUGUAGAUACUGUCGUCAUGACUCCACUUCCUCCUGGCAGCACCACUGGUCCACUCUCCAUGGGCAGUACUGUCACUGGUCUACUUCCCUGUGGAUACUGUCGUCAUGACUCCACUUCCUCCUGGCAGCACCACUGGUCCACUCUCCAUGGGCAGUACUGUCACUGGUCUACUUCCCUGUAGAUACUGUCGUCAUGACUCCACUUCCUCCUGGCAGCACCACUGGUCCACUCUCCAUGGGCAGUACUGUCACUGGUCUACUUCCCUGUGGAUACUGUCGUCAUGACUCCACUUCCUCCUGGCAGCACCACUGGUCCACUCUCCAUGGGCAGUACUGUCACUGGUCUACUUCCCUGUGGGUACUGUCGUCAUGACUCCACUUCCUCCUGGCAGCACCACUGGUCCACUCUCCAUGGGCAGUACUGUCACUGGUCUACUUCCCUGUGGAUACUGUCGUCAUGACUCCACUUCCUCCUGGCAGCACCACUGGUCCACUCUCCAUGGGCAGUACUGUCACUGGUCUACUUCCCUGUGGGUACUGUCGUCAUGACUCCACUUCCUCCUGGCAGCACCACUGGUCCACUCUCCAUGGGCAGUACUGUCACUGGUCUACUUCCCUGUGGGUACUGUCGUCAUGACUCCACUUCCUCCUGGCAGCACCACUGGUCCACUCUCCAUGGGCAGUACUGUCACUGGUCUACUUCCCUGUAGAUACUGUCGUCAUGACUCCACUUCCUCCUGGCAGCACCACUGGUCCACUCUCCAUGGGCAGUACUGUCACUGGUCUACUUCCCUGUGGGUACUGUCGUCAUGACUCCACUUCCUCCUGGCAGCACCACUGGUCCACUCUCCAUGGGCAGUACUGUCACUGGUCUACUUCCCUGUGGGUAAGCCAGUAGAGAAAUGAGAUAAGUUCCUCCCCCAGCUCUCUUUCCUCUCCAAGCCCCAGCAGAGGUCUCUGAUUCAGGACGAGAGAAAGAGAGUUUGAUGCGUUAGUCCCUGACUUUCCUCUCCUGCCAGGGUCAAAGCCCAAGCCUUUGUGUCUCUAUCUGCACCAGUGGACAAAGUAUCUCAAACAGACAGACCAACAAGCCAGGGUGCAUUUAACUAACGACGCACGUUUCCAGAGAAGAGAAAUACUCAUCAAUGUCCAUGUAACAAUUGAAUUAUAAUCGGAUAAUCUAAUUGUAAUACAUCAGCAGGUGCAUAACCAAAACACAAGCCUAAGGCAUAUGGACUAUGUCGCUUGAUAAACAUUAUAGAACUAGUGCCCAUCCAAUGGUAAUAAAGGAAUGAGGGCUGAAACAUGUCAAUUACAAUGUUGUUUUGUCAAUGUAUUCUGAGAAUAUUUAUUUGUGUGAUUUGCAGCACUGAAAACUUUUAAAGAAGAAAAAAACGUUUUAAUUUGUUGAAGCAACCUUACUUUAUAUCAGGAGAGUCACUGUAAACAUGUGUUUAAACAAGAAUGUUGGUUCAGUUCUUGAAUGUAUUUUAAUGUCUAGGGUGUCCAACAAGUAUGUAUUCUUUUUCUGUAUAUAAAUAUAUAUAUAUAUAUAUAUAUACAUAUCUAUUAUAUGGGCUGUGGUGGUGUCAGGGAGUAGAGGGGGUAGAUACGGGGCACCCUCCUACAAGCUAUACCCCUGAUAUACUGUAACAUGUGAUCAUGUGUUAUAUGACUGAAAGCGUGAUGGUGAUUGUGUGAACUGAUCUUCCCCUCCCCCUGCACUUAAAGAGAUUGGACAGGAUCUUAAGCACUUACAAAUUCGUAACAUGCUGUAUGAAUUGGAUUUCGUAAAACAUAUCAUGCACAUUCUUUUUGCAAGACAAAAUGGAUGACGUUGUACACAAUUGUGCACAGUCUUCGGGGACCGAAAAACUUCUGGCUGAAAUUAUAUGAAACCUUCAUAAUGCAUCUUUAAACAAACACACAUGAACACACACUCAAAUACAGAGAAUCACAGACACACGUUUUGGCCUAGAAAUAUGCUACAGAACUGCUUAACAACUUGCUGAUUGCCAACAGAUAACUCGUGCUCCAGAGAGUCAUUCACAACUACUCUGGCCCUGCAGGGCCCCAACUACUCUGGCCCUGCAGUGCCCCAACUACUCUGGCCUGCAGGGCCCCAACUACUCUGGCCCUGCAGGGCCCCAACUACUCUGGCCCUGCAGGGCCCCAACUACUCCGGCCCUGCAGGGCCCCAACUACUCUGACCCUGCAGGGCCCCAACUACUCUGGCCCUGCAGGGCCCCAACUACUCUGACCCUGCAGGGCCCCAACUACUUCGGCCCUUAUGGAAAUAACAUGUAUAUUCAUCAUCACAUUAAGUAACAGGUCCUGUUGAGGAAGGCAAUGAUCAUAAGCAGGUUUAGUGUAUAGAUGUAGAUUUGAUUGUGAGAGUCACAUAGUGUAUGUGGCUAACUAACUCCCAGUCAGUUUCAGGUGAAAUGUGAGUGUGAAGAAACAGCAGGUGGGAUGUCAGGCAGGCAGGCAGUAGGCCUCCCUCCUGAUCUCUGUGUAGACUGCAAGUACCAGUCAUUAUCUUCCUGAGCCCUGAGCACAAUGGCUUGAGCUGUGACAUGAGCAGGAUAUCCCUCUGAGAGAGAGUUACUACUGUACCACCCCCUCCCGUUCUACUGUGUGAGUCUACCGUCCCUUUUGUAUUCCUGAACCUACUGUACAUAAUAUCCCCCCUCCCCUCUGACUCCCAAAAUCUUGUAUUUUGUUCUAUAAUGACACAUUUAUUUAUAAGGAUUUUUUAAAUAUAACUCUUUCUCCUUUUUGUAAAUGUUCCAGUUAAAUAAAGUUCAAAAAUGUUAAAAAAUUCAAUGGAUAUAUUGAAAGGUAAAAGUCUCUAAAAGUCCCCUCUCCUCUGGCUCUGUAUUCUAAACUUUGUGUUUCUCUUUCUGUAUGCUUCUCUUAUGUGCUUCAGAUUAAGAGUUCUAUUUAUUAUGACAUUAACGUUAUUAUAAUUAUGACUAAUUAUUAAUAUUAUCAUCAUCCUCAUCAUCAUCAUUAUUAUCAUGAAUAAACUUGUCUACUUCA
Molecule: messenger RNA, 6291 nt
Organism: Oncorhynchus gorbuscha (pink salmon)
Lineage: Eukaryota; Metazoa; Chordata; Actinopteri; Salmoniformes; Salmonidae
Product: RNA binding protein fox-1 homolog 3-like
Exons: 17
Coding region: 686-1789 (367 amino acids)
Biological process (GO): regulation of alternative mRNA splicing, via spliceosome; nervous system development
Cellular component (GO): nucleus; cytoplasm
Molecular function (GO): mRNA binding
Source: RefSeq, a predicted model, not a curated record